CGAAGGAUGCAAAGAGAAAUCAUUUCCAAAUUAAUUCGGAACUGAAAGGAAUCAUAUCUGUAGGUUUUCCUAUUUUCUACUCUCUGUGCUACCCAUGCCAUCACAGAUCAUCCCAUGAAGAUGCCCAGUUGAAUCCCCAGACUCCAGAGAAAGGCCUUUUCCCCUGCAGCAUCAAGAAGAGUCAGCUGGCAUAAUCUGUAUCAUGCGUUUAUCCCUCAGCCUUUGGCUAGACAUAUGUUUUUUCUCUCUGCAAAUCCAGAGACUUCCUUUAAAAAGUACAUGGCAGAGAACAGAGGAUGAUUUGAAAGAAGAUACUACAUCACGCUUGGAAUAUUGUAUCCAUUUUUGAUUGCCACAAUAUAAAAAAGAUGUUGAGACGCUAGAAAGAGUGCAAAGAAGAGCAACAAAGAUGAUUAAGGGGCUGGAGGCUAAAAGAUAUGAAAGAUGGUUGCGGGGAUUGGGAACAACCUGCAUUGCACACUGAAUAGUAAAAGGAAUGCCUUUGACACAGGAUUGGAGAUAAACAGACCAUGGGCAGACAGUCCCAGGAAGAAUAUGAUUGGGGAAAAGCCCGCCCUCUUAUCUGCAGCCUCCAGCUGUGGAGCAAAGACCCAGGCAUCAGCUUCUGCAGUCAGUUACCAACUGGCAGAGCAGGUGAAAAGACUUUUCUGGCAGAACUGCUGCCCUCCCCUGCACCAAAGCAUGGAGCAGGCCCGGAGAUCCAUUGCUGCCUUUUUGAUCCUGGUGGUUUGGGCCUCUGGCUCACUUCAGGAGGGCCCUGGGAAUCUUGGUGCACACUUCAACAACAAAGUUGCACACCUGUUGACAGAAGAGCUCUUGAACCCCAAGUGCUUCACCCAGCAGUUAGAAGAUCUGGCCUGUUUCUGGGAGGUAUCAGAACUUCUGACAGAACAAAAAAAACAGAGCAUGUACAGUUUUUGCUACAAGUUUGAGGAAGACAACUCCCUGCAAUCCUGUAAUUUGACUGUGAGGAACACAUCCAGGAAUACAACACUCUACACUUGCUUCUUUCAAAGGCAGGAUAUCUCAGCUUUCAGCCCCCUGGAGAUCAAAGUCUUUGAUGGGCUGUCCUCUAACAGCACCCUCUACACUAGAACAAUAUAUGUGGAAAGACUUGUUUUCCUGGACCCCCCCUCUAACCUGACAGUGCAGUUUAUGGAAUCCUCGGGGCAGCUAAAUGUGAGCUGGCAAUCACCCCCCAUUGCAUACAUGGAAAACAGUAUCCACUAUGAAGUGUCCAUCUCCCCUGAGGGCUACAGACCCCAACGGGUAGAAAGUACCAGUGGGCAGACAUAUUACCUCCUGAAUCUCAAAGGAGGCACUCACUACACUUUAGCUGUUCGGGCCAAGCCUAACGGAGUCAGCUAUGACGGCUAUUGGAGUGAGUGGUCACAGGAAGUAUCCGUGACAGUACCAAAUGAUCUGGACCCACUCAUUCUGAUACUCUCUAUCAUUUUGAUUGUAAUUGUCCUGCUUUUGGCUUUCAUCAUCCUGAUGUCCAACCACAGAUUUUUGAAAAAGAAGAUCUGGCCUGUCAUACCCUCCCCAGAGCAUGAAUUCAAAGACCUUUUCACCAUCUACAAAGGCAACUUCCAGUUGUGGCUGGGCCAUCAAAGCACUUAUCCUUGGUGGAGCCAGAAUACCCACUAUCUGGAGGAGCAACCAUUUUUGGUGGAACUAUUAUCUGAAUGUGAUGGCCACAAAGUGGAUAGCCCUCUCCUUCCUCCUCCCCUUCCCCCCAAGCGCUGCACUCCAGUGGAGCUUCCUUGUGCUCUAGAACUGUCCCUGGAUGAUUAUCUAAUAUUGGAUAAAAAUGUGAUGCCUUGCUGCUUAGGAGGAAAUGACUCUCCAUUUUCGCUGGGUAGCCAGAGUACCGAGGAUUCAGACCUGGGACUGAUUGAAGAAGCAAGAAUUACAGAGCCCAGCCAAGCUUCUUCUAGCUUUGAGUACACUGUGUUUGAUCCCAGUUCCGAAAGUCUCUCUCCACAAGGCCACCAGGCAGAGCUCCAGUUCAAAAGCAGCUACCAGAUGGUGUCCGACUCAGGGAUCUCUGCUGACUACAGCCUUGUGGACUCCACUGCUGGCCCCACCAGUCUUUACACCAACAUCUGUGAUAGAGCACCAGCACCACCUUUUCUGCCUACCUAUAUUACAUGUUCAUAGCUUUAACAAGCAUGGAACCAGUGAACAAAUCAAAGAACUGAAGCAGAAAGAUACCAACCCAGCUGUCCCAUACCAUUUUUGCUCUUCCCAGGAGAAAAAGCUUCAGUAAUGGGAAAGCCAUUGAUUACCAUAACUACUCUGGCUGGCGAAGCUGCUCCUAUAGAGGAAAAGUGAUUUAUAAAACGGAUGGGGGGAAAUGGAUAAAAGAAAAGGCAGGCAGCAUAAUUGCCUUCACGAUUAUGCACUGAACCUAUUAACAUUACUUUUGAUCAUGACCCUGUUUGUUCUCAUACAGACAAACCUUUGAAGCUGUUAAACUUAAUCAAGAGGCAUUUGGGGGGGGCAUAGAGUAGCAGCUUUCCAGCCAGCUGUAACUAUCAGCCCAACACUCCAUAUCAAGAUUGGACGGUGUUCUCUUUAUGUCACCUCAAAGAGUAAGGAGAGGAAUAUAACAGUUUUCUUUGGUUCUGUCUUUGCCUUUCUAAGUUCUUGGGUUGGGCAGAUUACUUUUUUUUUAAAAAAAAAAUGAAAAAUUAUUUUCAUGAUGUAUUAUAAAAAACAAGUUUUAAAUAUACCAUCUGGGCCUGGGCCAGGAGACUGCAGGAUUUUUUCCAGCACCAGAAAAGAAGCAAAAUUCAGGAACUGGAGCAAGAAUUCUUACAAAUUAAGAAUUUCUGGAGUUUCAUUCAACUGCAAUUCACUCAGUGACUUUUGCUUCCCCAUCUACAAAACCUGGCUAAAAUAUUAAGGAAAUAUCUGAUAGACAAGAUGCCCCAAUUAUCAGAUUCCUAGAGCACUGCUUUGGUAUUCCACCAGCUGUUUACUGUCACUGUGCAUGGGUUGUUUAGAAAAUUACUGUUAUUUGUCCUUGCAAGGAUGACUUGUGAUGUUCAUGCUAUCUAGACAUGAACAUCAUGUUGAGUUCCUUCAAAAUCAGCACACUGGAUUGAAAUUACGGGUGUUUCAGACCAAGACUUUAAGUGUUAUUGACAUGCCUACGUAGUAUUUUUUGUAAUUAUUAAGAUAAUUUAGACUGGAAAUGUGUGUGUUUAACUUAGAUCUUUAAAAAUAAAGGCCCUUGUGUUCUAACUAGAGAGAAUUAAAAAAUGAUACAACUUUAUCAUCUUA
Crotalus tigris (Tiger rattlesnake) is the source of this 3312-nucleotide messenger RNA. It is a transcript of the gene EPOR, whose product is annotated as erythropoietin receptor. Gene Ontology annotation, cellular component: external side of plasma membrane. The coding region runs from base 445 to 2184 and encodes 579 amino acids. The record is from RefSeq and is a predicted model, not a curated record. Lineage: Eukaryota; Metazoa; Chordata; Lepidosauria; Squamata; Viperidae. Gene Ontology annotation, biological process: hemopoiesis; positive regulation of cell population proliferation; cytokine-mediated signaling pathway. The transcript is spliced from 10 exons. Gene Ontology annotation, molecular function: protein binding; cytokine receptor activity.